Molecule: messenger RNA, 323 nt
Organism: Guillardia theta CCMP2712
Lineage: Eukaryota; Cryptophyceae; Pyrenomonadales; Geminigeraceae
Exons: 3
Source: RefSeq, a predicted model, not a curated record
GGAACAAGAUGGAGGACUUCGCUAUGCUCGUGCACAAACUAACAGAACCUGCGAAGCAAGGCGAUUCAGCGACGGUUCGAGAAGUUUUGCGCGAUUCAAAGCGAUUGCAUUUUCUAUGGCAACCGACGACGGUACAGCAAGAAGCCAUCGACAAGUGCAUCGACACUUGUCUACCUUCGGGGGGUGGGGAGCAGCAUCUCAAGGGCUGGGUUGUCACCUCAGUCAAUGAGUGGGGAGGAGAUCAAGAGCGGAUAUUCCUUCUCACCGACAAGCGAUGUUACCGUAUAAAGUUUGACUUCGACUCGAAACAAGUAACUGCUUCC